AUGACUGUUGAGACUAAUGAUGAUAUUGUCUCAGAUGAGGAAUGUUCUCCAGAUAUGGGUCCCCCAACUGAUAAUCCUUCUGAGGAUAUUGUUUACAAUGAGUCGAAAGAGAUGAGUAGUUUUUUACCUGUUGGUGAACAACAGCAACAGGAAAUUGAAGCUGUUAGAAAUAAGCUCUGUGAAAAUGAGCCAAUGUCCUGGCCUACAGUUGAAAAUGAACCAAUAAACGAGUAUCAGGUGUCUCAUUUAGCUACAAUGGCUUUCCCAACAUUAUUUCCCGAUGGAAAAGGUGAUUGUACAAAUCAAGAACUUUUGAGAGAUGUUUCUUUUCAGGAACGAGUAAAGCACCUUCUAAAGUUUGCUGAAAUUAUUGAUGGUAAAUGGGUAUACGGUUUUGCAAACCAUCCCAGAUUUUCAUAUUGGGUUUUCAAUAUGAUUCAAAGAAAACGAAUAUUGCAACAAAGUGGAAUAUUUCUAAAACAAAAUCCAGGUGAAGCACAUCUCACCAUAGACGAACUGCGCGAAAUGGCUGCGAGUAACAGUGCUAAUGUUUUCAUGUCUAAAGUCUCUAGAUAUGUUGGAAAUAUUGUGGGUACAAAUGCUUACUGGAACAAAGUUCGAGAUGAACUUAAAGCCAUAAUUACAAAUGUUGGAGCACCAACAUUAUUUUUUACUUUUUCCUCUGCAGAUAUGCAUUGGCCUGAGUUGCAUGCAUUAUUUAAUGCUAAUGGGGACUGUGAAAAUUCCAAUAUUCCUAGUGAAUUAAGGCGACAAAAUGUCAUUAACAAUCCUCAUCUUGUGGAUUGGUUUUUCACACAGAGAUUAGAAAGCUUUGUUAAACACUGGCUUUAUGAGACACUUGGUGCAAAGUGGCACUGGUUCAGAUACGAGUAUCAAGGUAGAGGUAGUAUUCAUUGUCAUGGUACUGCUAAAUUGAAUAAUGACCCAGGUUUGUGUCAAUUAACGCAGACUGCUUUGAAAGGUUUUUUAGCAGAAAAAUUUACAGAUGAAAAUGAUUGCCUUGACACAACAGAACUAGACCGGGAUAUUGAAGCUGGUCAGAAAGCUGCUGAGACAGUAUGUCAGUAUGUUGAUUGGUUGUUAUCAACUGUUAAUCCAAAUCCACCAGAUGAGCACAUGUGGAUAAGACCUGAGGCUCAUCCAUGUCAACGACCUCAUAAAGACAUCCCUGAACAUGAAAAACAGUCAGAUUAUGUAGAUCUUUUAAACAUGGUUCAAAGACACACUCGUUGUAGUACAAGUUAUUGUCUUAGAAAAAAGUCAAAUGAAACAGAUUUGAAAUGUCGAUUUCAUUUUCCCUAUGAGCAUUGUGCAAGGACAAAGCUAGAAUUUGAAAAAAUUCACACUAAAGAUAAUGAUAAUCAUUAUAGAGUUAAAGUCGUUACUCAACGAAAUGAUGCCAGGUUAAAUAAUCAUCAACAACUUCAACUCCAAGGAUGGAGAGCCAAUUGCGAUAUUCAAGUUGUCAUUGAUCACUAUGCUUGUGUUGAGUAUCUGACAAAAUAUGCUGCGAAGGGUGAACCAAGAUCGCCCUUAUUAAACCAAGCAUUCAAUUCUGUUGUUCAAAAUGUAGAUAUUAAUAGCGAGGCUCGUCGAGCUAUUAAAAAAAUAGUUAUGAAAUCUCUCGGUGAAAUGGAUUAUGCAGCGCAAGAGACAAUGCAUCAUUUAUUGUCAUUAAAACUUCAUAGCUCAUCAUUUAGUGUCAUUCCAAUAAGUUUAAAUGGUUCACGUAAAGUGCGUGAAAAUGUUGAAGAAGGUGAAUCAUGCACUAAUCAUUCACUUCUUGACGUAUAUGCUAAUCGUCAUGAAUAUGAUAGUUCACAAGAUGUAAUGAACAUGAACUUCGUCCAAUUUGCUACGACGUACAAAGUUGUAAACAAUCAACUGGCAAAAUUGCCAGAGAAUGUUAUACCACGAAUAUUUCCUACAUAUUCUCCAAAUCCAAAAGGGCAAAAUUUUGGUCUUUAUUGCAAAUACCAACUUUUGAGGUAUAAACCUUGGAGAAGAUCUCAGAAUAACGCAUGGGGAGAUCAAGAGGACCCUACUGACGACGCUUUUAUCAACGCUUGGCAAGAAUUCUUGCAAACACCAUAUGGACAACACAAUGCCCCUGAUUGGUUUGACAAGUUACAAGCUGUUAUUCAAUGUCAAGAAUCAGAAGCUGAAUCUUUUGAACAACCAGAAACAACUCGAGAGGAGUGGAUGAUCAUAUCGGAUAUUCAUGCACCGUUUGACACAAUGCAGGAAACGCCAGAGUCAGUGUAUGACUGGCACGUUGACAGAGGUAAUUACCCUGAACAAAAAAUCCAUGAAAUGCCUUCAUGGUUAAAAACAAACAAAGAAGAAUUUACUAUGCAUGAGCAAUAUGAUGAUGUUGAUAUUGACACUUUUAGUGAAAUGCAAAAACUUGCUUACAACAUUGUCAAAUCUCAUUUUAAUGAUUCAUCAUCAGAUAAAGAGUCAUUGUGUUUGGUUAUAAAUGGCGUAGCAGGAACAAAUGUUUGGCACAUCAAAUGUUUGACAAAGUUGUUAAACUCACAGUAA
Molecule: messenger RNA, 2565 nt
Organism: Dendronephthya gigantea
Lineage: Eukaryota; Metazoa; Cnidaria; Anthozoa; Malacalcyonacea; Nephtheidae
Exons: 1
Coding region: 1-2565 (854 amino acids)
Source: RefSeq, a predicted model, not a curated record